Molecule: messenger RNA, 2515 nt
Organism: Cydia pomonella (codling moth)
Lineage: Eukaryota; Metazoa; Arthropoda; Insecta; Lepidoptera; Tortricidae
Product: probable peptidoglycan muropeptide transporter SLC46
Exons: 7
Coding region: 348-1859 (503 amino acids)
Biological process (GO): transmembrane transport
Cellular component (GO): membrane
Molecular function (GO): transmembrane transporter activity
Source: RefSeq, a predicted model, not a curated record
CUUGUUUGUAACGGACACUAAUGACAUACAUUGGAUCUGUUUGUAAACGUCUGCAUUCAACGACAGCGUUAUGUGGCAUCAACAAAGCCAGUCUGUGACAUACAAGUAGUGAAUAAUAACGAAACAUUUCGUUACUAAAACGAACAAAUGCGAAAUAAACAUGAAAACACAAUCAAACUACUUUCGAAGAUUUUAUUGCACUGGUUACUUUGAGAUUAGGUACUCAGUAAAAUAUAUAAUGGAGCAUGCUAUAAGUAAAACAAAUUAAGAGUUAUCUAUGUACAAAUAAACUUUUAAAACGUUAGUAAAGCGAAAGUGUUUCAUCAACAGGCAGCAUAAACAGUAAAAUGAGUGAUCAAAAAACAAAUGUGGAAGAAAAACCUUUAAAAGAUAAUAAAAAUGAAUUUCAAACCAAAACGUUGUAUGAAAAAAUUUGUUAUAUCAAAUGUAACGUCACUGUUGAACCAAUAUUCGCUGGACUUGUUAUUGGAUCUAUGCUUUCUAGAAUAGCAAUACAAAAUCUUAAUUUGGAGAAGACGUGCAGAGUGAAACAAGAUUAUGGGGAAGUUAUUUGCGAUGCGCUUAUUGAAAGAAAAGGUAACCAUACAGAAGAAGAAGGAGAAAUACAGAAGAUUAUAUCUGAAAUUGAAACUUGGAGGAGCAUAAUACAGACUGCAGUGCCUACCUUGCUUGUGAUUUUCAUGGGUGCUUGGAGUGAUAGAACAGGGAACAGGAAGAUUUGCAUUCUCUUACCAGUGGCAGGAGAGAUCUUGGUUUGCGCAAGCAAUAUUGUGAGCACUUACUUUUUCUAUGAGAUUCCUGUAGAAGUGACGAUGUUGCUUGAAUCUGUUUUCCCUGCUAUUACUGGUGGGUGGGUCAUGAUGUAUCUUGGAGUCUUCAGCUACAUUAGUGACAUUACGACGGCUGAAUGCAGGACAUUCAGGGUUGGCUUAGCUAAUCUUUGCAUGACGUGUGGUAUUCUCGUUGGAACAUCGUUAAGUGGAUUCCUCUUGAGGUUUGGAGGAUACUAUGGAGUAUUUUUUACAACAGGAAUCAUACAAUUAGCUAUUGCUGCUUAUGGAUGCAUAUACUUGAAGAAAAAUACUAAGCCUGAUCAAGAUUCAAAUGAGAAGGACCCUAUAACAUUCAAAUACCUUAUAACGGUGCAAAAGGAGACAGCUUCAGUAGUAACCAGAAAACGAGAGGGCAAUAUAAGAAUGAAGAUCAUAUUAACGCUCAUAGUUGUAGCUAUGGCUUAUGGCCCGAACCAUGGAGAAUCUAAGGUGUUAUAUUUGUUUCUGCGCUACCGUCUCAAUUGGGAUGCAGUGAAAUACAGCAUUUACUCUACGUGCAACAUCAUCACGCAUUCCUUAGGAGCUUUGUUCUCUAUCAGCGUGUUUAGUAAGCGGUGGGGCUGGGAUGAUUCCGUGCUCUGUCUCAUUUCCAUUGUCAGCAAAAUGGUUGGAUCUAUCUUUAUUGCAUUUGUCGCCACAGAUUUUCAAAUGUUUAUGGUUCCUCUGGUUGAAAUACUAAACGCCACGACGUUUACAUCAUUAAGAUCAAUGGCUUCAAAAUUAGUACCCAGUCAAGAAAUGGGAAAAAUGAAUUCUCUCUUCAGUCUCGUGGAAACGCUGGCGGCGUUAGCGUUCGAUCCCACGUACACGACGCUAUACGGGGCUACUAUGAAGACAUUCACAGGCGCCGUGUUCCUUUACAGCGCAUGCAACACUUUACCAGCUAUAUCAAUACUAAUAUGGUUCUUCAGGCAACAUCGCCAAGAAGUAAAGGAGAAAAAAGCCGAAACAAUAAUCCAUAAACUUGACGUCAUUUGUGCUCCUGCAGCCGAGAAAUCAGUCUGAUAUUAUUAGUUCUCCUACCAGUGAGGUGGAGCCAUGAUGGAAUUAGACUUCCAUACACUCAAUAAUGAAAUAAAAAUGACAAAACACAAAAAUAUUUCGUCGAUAUUAUGAAUUAUUUUCUCGCUCUAUAUCACUUUGCCACGCUGGAAGAUAAUGAACUUAAAUGAUUUAAGCAUUAACUUUGGCAUGUGUAAGAUGUGUUAUAUUUUAUUAAUCCAGUAAAUCUACUCCCAUAAUUGACACUUAUGAACAAAACAGUAACCUUCUUUCAACUCAUGUUUUUUUUUUUUGUCUUUACUCUGGUUCGCCUCAUAUAGUUCAGCAGAUCAAAUAUCUUUUUAGGUAUCCUCACCAUACCACCAUAAUCCUUACUCACAGAUUUGUUUCCAGUCGCUAGAGCAAAAUUCAGCUUUUUGCCAGAUUAUAUGACUGUAUAACAACGUAUUACCAUCUCAUUCUAGACGUAGCUGCUUUACGCUCUUGCAGGUCUGUCAAAAAGACCAUGUACUAAGUAGCUUCAAGGAUCUUCAAUGAAAGCCUAGCGGGUAAUGCAUCUUAUGACAGCGCAAUUCUUACCACGCGUUAGAAAUAAUAUUUUUCUUCUUGCUCCAUGAAUGUUUCAAAAUAAUAUAAAAUAAAAUAAAGGGUACAUGAUA